ACGAGUAAGAGUAAACCAAAAUCGGAGCGUCGAAAACCGGAACAUGGAUGGAUCUGACGAAGAUGAAGAUGUUAUGUUUGAGCACUCCCCCCUGUAUCAAAGCCUAAGAGAAGCUGGUUUGACAGAUGCUGAUGUACACGUGCAUAAAGAAACGCCUGUUCAGCAUGCAAGAACCAUUCACACAGAGGAUGUGCAUCAAAUAUGGAGGUCACCAUUGCUUUCCCUGAGGGGAUUGAUCAUGGCUGUCCUUGGACUAACAAUGCUGGCUGAGGACAUUGAGAGACUAACAAAUGUUAACAAAGCAGAGGUUUUUAAAUUGAUACUGCAGUCAAAGUUAAUGACAGAGGAGGAUAGAGACUGUCUGAGUACUUCUUUAUCUGUACCAGAUACUCCUACCUACAGACUCACUCUCAGGCCUAAAUUUUUGGUGACCCUUUCACUGCCCUGUCUCCUGGCUUACCUGUAUGGACGUGUGGUGUAUCCAGAGAUGCCAUGGAAAUACCGCAGCCUGACAGACGUGACAGCAGGUCUGUGUCUGUGUUACAUGGUAGCAGUGAUCUCAAGGUUGGCUGUCCUGUAUCGUCAUCAGUUAAGACUGUCCCGAGCCUCCCAGCAUGUUCACCAGCUUGUCAGCUGCUGUGAGGGAUUGUUGCGCUUUACUUCACGAGCCCUACGACUGGUCCAGGAGGCAGAACUUGUGGCCCGCGGAUUCACUCUUGUGAGUCAGCAGAGCCCAGUAAGCAGAUUGGAACAGAACAGUCUCCACAGCACACAGCGACAGUGUCCACGACUACGUGCCUGUCUCUUUCUCGCCGCAAGGAAAGCCAUGCUUGUUGCAAAAGAUAAGACCGUAGAGCUCAUCGACUUGUAUCCCCUGGGUGGGGACAUUGAUGGGGCCCUCAAUUACUUGGCCCAGGUACCUGUAGGGGAGUACGGCCCCUGUGUACAGACUGACGGGGAGGAUGAGGAAGGCAGGUCACACCUGUAUAACAUCACCGACGGAUUCUCUGUGGCCUCACUAAAGGGGAUCAAACAUUUAUGUGACCUACACAUAUCAGAGCUGUUCAGACGUUUGACUUUCACCCUGUGUUAUUCAGGUGAGGUGAGUCUGAGGCCGGAGACAACUGGAGUGGAGACCCUAAUGACUAGUAUCCACACCCCCAUGCUUGAGGAGAGACAAAGACUACAGCAGAUGUACAACUCUCACAGUUGUUUGAUUGAAGAGAAGGCAACACAGACCCCAAAGUACGCCCCUCCUAAUGAUGCCCACCCACUCAGGGAGACAUACAUGGCUGUCCACAGUCUUGACCUCCAUCUACAAGCAGCCUGGCUUAGAGUGCGGUCAUUGUCCUCUCUACUGGAGACCCACCUUGACCAAAGUGGUGGAAGUCCACUUGACGAUGGUGUUGGCAGUCACAAUGACCAGCUCAGAUUGGAUGAUGCCUACGAUAAGCUCCGCCUCCAAGUGAAACAUGAGUUGCAUGCUUGUAAGGCUUGUUGGGAGGAGGGGAUCAGUCGCCUGGAGAAACUGGAGAAAGUUAAGGCCAACCAACCAGUGGACCCAUUGAAGAGGGAUGUGUCUCCCCAGGAGGUCCAGUCAGACGGCCCGCCCAUCCCCUUGUUUGACAUGGGGGACCCUAUAAUAGAGGAUCAGGUGUUUGAAGCCUACAUCACUGAAGACCCUGUUGAAAGCUACUACAAUGAUUGGGAUGAAUUCAUAACACCCGAAGAAAAGGCUAAAAAGAAAAAAGAAAAACAAGAAGCUAUGAGGCUUCUAAUGGAGCUGAAAUCUGUCAUAUCUGUUCGUGCAACAGAACGGGAGAUACGAGAAAACAAGGCAUUGGAGAAAUCGAGAUCACAAAGUAAUGGAACAUUGUCUGGUAAUGGUGCAGAACCAUGUUCAUCUUCAGGAGAUGGAGCUUUACCUGAGGCGGUACCUAGGAAUGGGGAGGUAACUCAGUCUGCACAGACACCAGAGAACCAGGAAGUCCCUGUUAGUGUUCCGUGUAAGAGACAGUCUUGUGGUGAUUGUGACAGUAAUUCGGCAGACAAAUUAUGUAACUGUACAGAAUCAAGUCGUCUACAGACAUGUGGACACUUGAAAGACAGUCAUAGCACAGAGGAUUCUGUAAAUGAACAUAAGCAAACUUUAUGUGAUUAUCAGUUAAAAUCUGGCGGUUGUAAUCAAGAAGAAUAUGCUAGGAAAAGAACUAAAGAUUGUGUACGGAAUGGUUCAGUGGAGGAGAGCGAGGACUCUGAAGACAAACACUUCUCCACAAGAUAUAACCAACGGAAAGUGAGACUUCCAGAAUACACCGACUCGGAAUCUGAAGGAGAUGAAGAGCUUGUGAAGGAUUGGUGUGGUGUUAUCCAGUCAAAACGUGUUUCACAUACUACGGAGGAUGAAUCUGAUAUAUGUGACAAUGGCAAUGAUUCUAAUUACGGCCCUCCGUUGAUCAGGGACCAGGAAACAUUGGCGGAGAGAAUGGCUCGUCUGUCAGGAGCAAACAUGUCUUUCUCUGCAAAUCUAGCUGCCAUGGCUGCAGCAAGGUCCCGUGACAUGGGUCUGUCAGAAGCUACUUUUGGAGACGAGGACGACAGUGAUGAAGCUGAUGAUGCCACAGAGGACUAAGUGUUCAGAGCUUUCUCGUGAUGAAGGGACGUUGUGCAAUAUAUUUAUAGACUGAAGAAGUCAGGGCUCUGAAGCAUUCAUCUUUAGAGAUCUCAUAAUGUGUAUAUAUCUCAAAAGGAGAAAACCAGUUUAAAACGACAGAUAAAUUCUCCCUCUCCAGAAAAGUUGAAUUUAUUGAUACAAAAUAACCAGUAUUGAAGAUCUAAAUACACAAAACUAUGAAUAUGUAAUGCAUAGAAAAAUAAAAUUGACAUUUGCAGUAUUAUUACACUUAGAAUAAAGUAGACUUUCUAAUAUUGUUUUCUAAUUUUUUUUUAAUGCAUGUCACAUGAAGAUAAACUUCGAGAUAAUUAAAAAUGUUUGAGAGACUUAUAACUAUGGAUUUAAACUGGACUGUAACUGUCUCAUAAUCUCCAUUGUUCAUACAAUGCACCAGCUUGAUCAAUGUAACAUGAUAAGGGCAAUGUCCUGUUACUCAACUCUCUCUUAACAUCUUAGAUUGUUUUAUUGUGGAGGUGAAUCUCUCGACUGUCUGGCAGUUUUGUAUAAUCAGAGGCUCAUUUUAUACUUCUAAUUUAUUUAAAAUAAAAAAAUAAAAAUUUGAAACAAGACAA
Messenger RNA from Mizuhopecten yessoensis (Yesso scallop), 3246 nucleotides. RefSeq names its product vezatin-like. Gene Ontology annotation, cellular component: plasma membrane. The record is from RefSeq and is a predicted model, not a curated record. NCBI's taxonomy places the organism in Eukaryota, Metazoa, Mollusca, Bivalvia, Pectinida, Pectinidae. Gene Ontology annotation, biological process: cell-cell adhesion. The coding region runs from base 44 to 2632 and encodes 862 amino acids. The transcript is spliced from 13 exons. Gene Ontology annotation, molecular function: myosin binding.